AUGAAAUCGAACAGGAAUAAAGUAGUUUUCGAAGGAGAGAGCGAUCCGGAGAAGUGGCAGAAAGACUAUCUACUGUUGCUCUCUAGCCUAUCCGCGAGGGGUCUCUCAUGGAGUCUGAAUCGCAGCGUCGGCUUUCUUCUUUUCGAGCGCUUCAGCCCGGGUUCCGAUCCUGCUUUGAUGGUCCGACUCGUCCAUCAAGUCGUGGCGCUUGAAAAGGUCAUGCUGAAGUUGAUACAGAGUUACACAAAAGCGCAAGGUCUUUCAAGGCCUUAG
Colletotrichum tamarilloi is the source of this 273-nucleotide messenger RNA. RefSeq lists its product as uncharacterized. Bases 1 to 273 code for a protein of 90 amino acids. Lineage: Eukaryota; Fungi; Ascomycota; Sordariomycetes; Glomerellales; Glomerellaceae. The record is from RefSeq and is a predicted model, not a curated record. The transcript is spliced from 2 exons.